AUGCCCAAGAAGAUCAAGUCUACGUCCGUUCCCUUGGACUUGAACAACUGCCCUCCUUUGGAAAAGGUACCACCUCUUCCCAAAAAUCGUUCGGCUUCCGUUACCUCUAUUGAAACCACGAACACUGAUGGAUCGGUGACGAUGGUGGAGCGCUUAAUGUUGCCUCCGAUUCGUGAGUUUGAUGAAUUGACCUCCUUCGAACAAUUUGUUCGUGAUGAGACUUGGGACAAUGAAUUUGAUUACUUUCACGCUAAGCUCAACUACUACCCGCCGUUUGUGUUGAAGGCUUGCAGAUCCAAUUUGGACAAGAUCAAGCACACCGCGAACAAAAACUCCCGCAAGUUCAGACGUCAAUUGAACCACCACGUCAAAAAUCACUUGUUCAAGGAUUUGGAGAAGUGCUGCGGUUACCCCUUGGACUUUGGGAAAGCUGAAAUUAUCGAGACACCCAACAAGAUCACCUGGGUUUACCGUGACUACUCUAAUCACGGGUUUUCUGAGGACGACGCUGAUCCUUUGGACCGCAAGUGGAAAUUGGACUUGGCCAUCUCGUGCACCAAUGAAAAUGCCAUGGUAGAAGUCGAUUAUAAGUCUAUGCCUGUCGAAGACGAAGAAGCUGUCUUCUGA
This is a messenger RNA of Diutina rugosa, 627 nucleotides long. RefSeq names its product Ucf1p (gene UCF1). The record is from RefSeq and is a predicted model, not a curated record. NCBI's taxonomy places the organism in Eukaryota, Fungi, Ascomycota, Pichiomycetes, Serinales, Debaryomycetaceae. Bases 1 to 627 code for a protein of 208 amino acids. The transcript has a single exon. Gene Ontology annotation, biological process: energy reserve metabolic process.